AGAAGAGUUACGUUACAACUAACGUCAAAAUAUCAACAUAAACAUCCUUAUUUAUUUCGCCCCAUUUUAAUAAUUUAAGAGUUAAAACCUAGUAAUAAGAUAAAAUGGCAUCCUCAGACGUCAUACAAGUGAGUUCUUUGCCUCAACCGCCUAUGCAGUAUAUCAAUUUGUACACCGAUGAACAAAUUAGGAGAGGUAGAGCCCCAAAACCUCCCCCCCCUAUACAGGACUCGUAUCACAUGUUUGGGAAUGCUUUUAAUACCGAGGAGAGUAUUAUAAGACCUUUGGAGAGUCAGGGCAUUAAAAGAUUGUAUCCACUUCAUUUUGACCGCAGACGCGAAUUAAAGAAGUUAAAUCAAAGUUUACUAGCAAAUUUUCUUGAUUUACUUGACCUAUUAGUGAACUGCCCUGACUCACCUCGCAGAGCAGAAAAGGUGGAAGAUUUGGGGUUAUUAUUUAUCCACAUACACCACUUAUUAAAUGAAUUUCGUCCGCAUCAAGCCAGGGAAACCCUUCGAGUUAUGAUGGAGUUGCAGAAGCGGCAGAGAAUAGAAACUGCAAACAGAUUUCAAAAACACUUUGAUCGUGUUUCGGAUAUUCUGCAACAAGCAAUACAGAAUUUACCUGAGCCCAUGGAGUUAGAUUCCAAAAUAAUGGUGGAUGAUUUUAUAAUAAAACAGGAAAAUAAGGGUAACGCCAGAGGUGACAGUGAUCCUUGCUACAUUUUGGACAGAAUUAUGUGUAAUGUUGUGGAUAACAUGAGUUGAUUAGAUGAUUAAAUAUAUUUUUUAUUAAUA
Messenger RNA from Brassicogethes aeneus, 797 nucleotides. The record is from the annotation of a GenBank genome assembly. NCBI's taxonomy places the organism in Eukaryota, Metazoa, Arthropoda, Insecta, Coleoptera, Nitidulidae.